Molecule: messenger RNA, 983 nt
Organism: Neurospora tetraspora
Lineage: Eukaryota; Fungi; Ascomycota; Sordariomycetes; Sordariales; Sordariaceae
Exons: 1
Coding region: 318-896 (192 amino acids)
Source: RefSeq, a predicted model, not a curated record
CACACACACCUUGGCUUUCCGUCCAAGCGCCUCGGCCUUCCCUUUUGCCGUCUGCAUCACUCCGCGCCGUCGGGACGGGACCCGGUCCGCAUCCGCUUCUGGCCACCAACGACUGCGAUUACUACCUUGGGGGAGUCGGGGGUAUGAUUAUAUCCAAGUUAUGGAGCGAGGCGCAAGCUAUCGAAGCGAGAAUGGGUUGUUGAGGGGAAAGAUGGUAGUAUACUUGACAAGGGGAGCAAAGGAACCAAAGAGAUUAUUAUCGGAAUUGGCGGGCAAAAAGAGCGUCUUUGUGGUUGUAGGAAGGUACUGUCGUCAACAUGGAUGGGAUGGGAUUCUGUUCGUCGAGGCGGUCGGGGUCUCGGAGAAUUGCGACGUUUGGGACUCUUUUUUUCUUGUCGCGUAGUACCACCUCAAAGCUACCUAGGUCAAGGUAUGUACGGGACUCGGGGAGAGAGACGUUCGGGAAGACAGAUGACAGACGGGGUCUCUUGGUCGCGUGGGAAGUGGAAGCCUCGCUCGUCUCACGGCGGUCGGUCUGCGCCGUGGCCGACAAGGGGGACGUUCGGUGGAAUUUGGAAUUGGAAUUGGGAUUAGGAUCGAAAUGGGCGUGUAAUUGUGUAAUUGCUUGCUUGGUUGUCGAUCCCCAGCUUUCCUUCCACUGGACUUGUCACGGCCCGGGGGAUGCGAUGGCUAGAGGUAGAUGGGUAAUAGCCGGAGAUGGGUUGUGUAAUUGCUCUAAACAACCAAGGAGGAGAACUGUCGUCAACGAACAAUUCCCAGGGUCUGGACAAUUUGAAACAGAUUCGAGGUCGACGGGACCGAGGGCGGAUGGAUGGGAGAAUGGCACGGCCAAUGUAAAAUUACGGGAGACCGUACACAGCAAGGUAUCACCGUGACAGGAGAAGGAUGGACCGUUCGCUUCGUGGCCUUGUGGGGCAGCUUAUUUACUACGGGGCCCGGGGGAGAGCACAUGCCCGGCGUUC